Messenger RNA from Talpa occidentalis (Iberian mole), 5187 nucleotides. RefSeq names its product ribosomal modification protein rimK like family member B (gene RIMKLB). Gene Ontology annotation, biological process: protein modification process. The transcript is spliced from 6 exons. The record is from RefSeq and is a predicted model, not a curated record. Lineage: Eukaryota; Metazoa; Chordata; Mammalia; Eulipotyphla; Talpidae. Bases 143 to 1303 code for a protein of 386 amino acids. Gene Ontology annotation, molecular function: metal ion binding; ligase activity, forming carbon-nitrogen bonds; ATP binding. Gene Ontology annotation, cellular component: cytoplasm.
CCCCUCCCCCCCGGCUCCCUCUCCCCCUUGCAGCCCGCCCGGCCGCCCUUCUCCGCCGGCUGCGAGCGAGGGAGGCGCCGCCCGAGCCAGAAAGAGUUUACAGGAAGAAGUAAUCCAAGAAAGGAAGAAUAAGCAGAUCAAGAUGUGUAGCUCUGUGGCUGCCAAGCUGUGGUUUUUGACAGAUCGUCGAAUUAGGGAAGACUAUCCCCAAAAAGAGAUCUUACGAGCAUUAAAGACUAAAUGUUGUGAGGAGGAACUGGAAUUUAGAGCUGUGGUAAUGGAUGAGCUGGUUCUAACAAUUGAGCAGGGAAGCCUGGGUCUACGGAUCAAUGGAGAACUAAUUACUGCCUACCCCCAGGUGGUGGUAGUGAGAGUACCAACCCCUUGGGUGCAGAGUGAUAGUGACAUCACUGUUUUGCGCCAUCUAGAGAAAAUGGGAUGUCGGUUGAUGAACCGACCUCAAGCCAUCCUGAAUUGUGUUAAUAAGUUUUGGACAUUUCAAGAGUUGGCUGGCCAUGGUGUUCCUCUUCCAGAUACUUUUUCUUAUGGUGGUCAUGAAAAUUUUGCUAAAAUGAUUGAUGAGGCAGAAGUACUGGAGUUCCCAAUGGUAGUGAAGAAUACACGGGGUCAUCGAGGGAAAGCUGUAUUCUUGGCCCGAGAUAAGCACCACUUGGCUGAUCUAAGCCAUCUUAUUCGUCAUGAAGCUCCAUACUUGUUCCAGAAGUAUGUUAAAGAGUCUCAUGGACGGGAUGUACGUGUCAUUGUUGUGGGAGGCCGUGUGGUUGGCACCAUGUUACGUUGUUCAACAGAUGGGAGGAUGCAAAGCAACUGCUCACUAGGUGGUGUGGGGAUGAUGUGCUCAUUGAGUGAACAAGGGAAGCAGCUAGCUAUCCAGGUGUCUAACAUCCUCGGGAUGGAUGUGUGUGGCAUAGACCUGUUGAUGAAAGAUGACGGCUCCUUCUGUGUCUGCGAAGCAAAUGCAAAUGUAGGUUUCAUCGCCUUUGAUAAGGCUUGUAAUCUAGAUGUAGCUGGUAUCAUAGCGGACUAUGCCGCCUCCCUUCUGCCCUCUGGCCGGCUCACUCGGCGUAUGUCCCUGCUCUCCGUGGUGUCCACGGCCAGUGAGACUAGUGAGCCGGAGCUGGGCCCCCCAGCCAGCACUGCUGUUGACAACAUGAGCGCAAGCUCCAGCUCUGUUGACAGCGACCCUGAAAGCACGGAGCGAGAGCUGCUCACCAAGCUCCCAGGGGGGCUAUUCAACAUGAACCAACUGAUAGCCAAUGAAAUCAAACUCCUGGUGGAGUGACUCCACUGGUAAAUAAUUAACCAACAAAACCCUUGUAAAACUUCCUUUCUUUUUCUUUCUUUUCUUUCUUUCCCUCUCCUCCCCUCCCCCCUUUUUUAAAACCAACUUGCAAUGCUGUUCAUGGAAGAUGCUCAGGAAGAUGAGAGAAAAUUGAAUGCGAUUAGUUAGAGAGGAGGGGACUAAGGACUAGACCGCUGCUAUUAGAAUGUUACUGACUUUCUUUACAAAUCCCACAGAGAGAGAGGCAGAAGAGGAGAUGUUACACUCUCCUAGUUACCCUUUUAAAUUAUUCAAAAUACGUAUGCUCUCAGGCCAUGAAGAACAUAUAAAUUUUUUCAUAGUUCCUUUUAUUUUUGCAUAGUUGGUUCACAUUUCAGCAUGGCAUGAUUUCACAUUGUGUUUCAAACAUCUAUCUAAAUUACAGGAAUUUUUUAAAUACAAAUCUGAAAAUUUUGCUAUUACCAUUACUAGGAGCUUUAUGUUCAUAGUUUAUGAAAACUUGAGGAGCUCUUUUAUUUAGAUUUCUUAUUUUUGUUUUUUCCCUUAAUUUGGGUGGGAGGGCAAGGUGAAUAUGAACAAAUAAAGGCUUUUUAAAUGACAAAAUUGGCAUGUUUGCAUGAUAAAAGGGAAAUGAACAGUAUUGCAAUGUCUGGUACACAAAAUAACCUUUACUCCAAUGUAGAUAAAAUUACACUAGUUUAAAAUAUGUACAUUGACUUGUAUUUGUUAGUGUUUUAGUCUUUUUUGAAAGAUACAUGCUCUGUUAAUGUUGCAUUUUUUUUAAAUACAUGCUAGUCUAACAUUCCCUGAUCUAUGCCUGCAUAUUUAACAAUGGCCAAAGUGAAGAAAAUGCUACCUUUUUGUUAACAAGACACUGACUUGAAACAUGUGCAUUUAGAGCCUUUUAUUUUUUCCUUUUUUCUUUUGGUGGUUGGGCAUUUAAAGAAUGAGGACAAGGAAAAAUAUUUUUGGGGUGGGGCGAAUCAAGGGCCUAUAAACUGAGGUGAUUUCUAAUACCAGCGUUAUAUAUUUGCAUUUUUCACAUUUUACGAGGGAGUAUAUAUGUGUGUGUGCACGCAUGCAUGUGUAUGUGUUUUGCUUUUGUUUACACCAAUCAAUCAAAAAGGAUAGAUUCUAGAAAAUGGAGCAUGAUGGGAAACACAGUUUUUCAGUUGUUUUCAUAACUAUAUUCUACUGGGGUAGAGGUACUCACAUAAGGAGAAUAGAUGUUGUUAGGUCUUUGUGUGUGUGUAUGUGUAUAUAGAUAUAUACACAUAUAUAUGUUCAGUUUUUUUUCUUCAGUCUAGACUGUUCAGUGUAUGAUUUAUUCAAGGCUACAUGCUUUUUUCCAAUGCUUCUGGCUGUGUAUUUUCUCCUAUUACACAUAGGUUUUUGGGUGGGGUGGAAUGGAGAUUUUUGUUUGGGGACUUAUUUAGCAGUAUUGAGUCUCUUAACAGCCCUACUCUGAAGCCUUCACUACGCUCCACUCUUUAUAUUCCUUUGCUUUCUGAAUUUAUAAAAGCCCCCAAACUGCAUAUAAUAUGAGCCUUUAAAACAUGGGUAAAACUAUUCCACUGAUGGGUUUGGAAGGUGUUGAGAAAUGGAGAUGCUGCAGAGCUCAACGUAAUUUUUUAAACAGCAAGUUUCAUCUCCCUACAAUCCUCUGAAGCUUUUACCCAAGUCCUUUCUUGCCUCUCCAGUGCUUUUUUCCUUCAGAUGGACCUUAAACACAAUUUCUUGGACACUGCUAGAGAGACUUCAAGGCAAUAAUAAACAUCAGUAUUAACCAGCUUUUACAGAGGUUUGAUCAUGCUUACUUGUACAGUUUUCCCCCUAUUUUAAAAAGGAAUGUAAUAAAAUUUGUUUUUUCCAUAGCAUUAAAUAAUAUUAAAGUUGAGUUAAAGGUUGAUUGUUGACAAAUAGAAUAGUACCUCUAAUCUGUGUAGUGUCUCAUUUCACUCAGAAAAAAGAUAUGUAAGAGGAGUUUCUAAUUUAUUUUAGGACGUUCUAAUUGCAUCUAAAACAAUUGACUUGCCAAAGGGUUAUUAUGGGACUCACAUAUAUAUAAGUCCCUCUGAUUCAUUAAGAGAAAGAAAUAAUUGGUACUUCUUUAACUGAGUGACCAUACUUUGGAGGAUGCAUACCAGUUGGGAUAGAGAAACAAAUGAGGAAGAACUGCUAAAGUAAAUCAUAUGUUUGUAUAGAGACCAUCUGGUUGACACAUAAAGUAUGAUAUGUACACUUUGAAUAGUUACAUAUCACAUGUAUAUAGAUUAAUGAGUUUUAAAACACAAAUAGAUCACCCUCUCUAUACUAGAUGAAAAACUCAAGGUUUGUGUUGGAUGGGAUAAGAUGUCAGGAAAAAAGGUAGAGUCUUCCAAAAAAAUUUACCAGAUUAGCCAACUAUACAAGAAAAUCUGAAAGAUUUCACCUUAAGUUUAUUCAAUAUUUAUUCAUCUUUUGUGCACUCACACAUUUUAAACACAUAGUAUUGCCAGUCUAUUUCUGAAUCGUACACUCAUAGAAUGCAAAGGGCAGGAAUGGUCAUCUUAGACUUUAAAACAUGAAUAUCUUCUUGAAUUCCUUCAAAAAUUAAGGUUAAAGAAUAUGAACAUCAUUCUGGAAGAACCCAAUUGAAAGAGAUCACAUAUUUAAGUGAAAAGCUAAAUAUAUUUUCAUAUUGUUUAAUAGUUUUUGUGUAAUCUGAGAGGUUAAAGUGUGUUUAUUAAAUAUGUAUAAUCAUUAUAAUGCCAAAAUAUGAAUGUAAAAUUAUUGUGUAUUGUAAGAGUUGUAAUUCUGGACUGUAUUUUUUAAAGUAAUCCUUUCUGAUUCUAUUUUUAUGUUGCCCAUGAUCUCUCACUCAUGCACACGCACACGCAUGCACGCACCAAAUGAUUUCAUUUAAAAUUUUUAAUAGUUUUUUUUCUUUUUUGGUGUGUAUAAUUGAUUGGUUAUUUCUGCUGGCUUUUACUCCACUGAACUUUGAAAUCUUUCUGUAUAUGCUAUCAAUAAGAAAAUUCCCUGGAACAUUAGAAAAAUCCAUCAAGAGACUUACUUUCAUCAAGCACUUUAUCAGACUUUUGAGAAGGCAUCAAAUCGUUGAAAGAAGUUACUGACUUUCAAAAUCAUCUCCUUUUUCUCAAGAAGAAAACAAUGGAAAAGCAAAUUCUCUUCAUUCAUUGAAUCCCCAGUUUGGGGCCUGGGGAGCUUAGAGACAUUGUGAAAUCAAAUCUUGUGUUACAUUUUUCUCCUGGCUCACUCUUUUUGAGAAGGUUUAUGGGCUAUAUGGCUGGUGAGACACGAUCCCCUCCUAAGAAAAUGUAGGUGCUCAGACAGGUAACCUCUGCUGCUACUGUUUUUAUUUGUUUGUUUGUUUGUUUAAUUUCAUUUAAAAUUUGUUUUUGUUGUAAUAGGAUAUUUUUAAAUGUAAUAUAUUGCAGGAUUUAUAACCAGGUUCACUGCUUUCUUUCUUUCUUUUUUUUUCUUAAAAAAAAAAAAAAACAAAAAAACAAAGUUUCAUUUAAGAUACAUUUAGGCGCCUUUGAAGCUUGGAUUUUGGAAUGUUUCAGUAGUGGACAGAAAUCUGCUGUUGGAAUCUUCUAGUCUUCCAGGUUUAAUUUGAAAUGUUUUUAGUUUUGUUUUGGAUUUUUUGUGUGGUAUUUUAUUUCCUUUAUACCAAUGCCCUUUUGCCAUGCUGUUUUGGGGUGGUUGCCUAACUCUAGUGAAAAAUUCUUUCUAUAUUAACAAAAUUUGGUGUUUUUAAUUCCUUAAUGUUUUGCAAUUUUAAAAUUGUUUUGAAAGAAAUAUUCUAACUGCUUGCACUGUUACUGUUCUUUGCCAGCCUUUUCAGGAGCCAAAAAACCAAAACAAACAAACAAAAAAAU